CCCUCCUACCACACUUAACAUCACAUCUCUCUCCCACCCUCUCUCCCUCCCCCCCCUCCCCUCUGGGGUUCCUUCAGUCAGAGAUUUACACUAGCUGGUAGUCAUGGCCAGCUGUGUGGAUCCCCUUGUGGUAGGGAGAGUGAUAGGUGAGGUGGUGGAUCUCUUUGUUCCCACCAUGAGCAUGUCUGUGAACUACGGAUCAAAGCAUGUCAACAACGGCUGUGACAUGAAGCCAUCGAUGGCCAUCAACCCUCCGACGGUCCAGAUCACAGGCCGGGGAUCUGAUCUCUAUACCCUGGUCAUGACUGAUCCCGAUGCACCCAGUCCUAGUGAACCUACUAUGAGGGAGUGGCUCCACUGGGUGGUCGUUAAUAUACCUGGUGGAACAGAUCCCUCCCAAGGAGAGGAGGUGGUGCCGUACAUGGGACCGCGGCCGCCGGUGGGCAUCCACCGCUACGUUCUGGUGCUUUUCCAGCAGAAGUCGAGGUUCUCAAUGGGGAUAGGGCUGUCUCUGCCGGCGUCCCGUGCCAACUUCAACACCCGUGCCUUCGCCGCCCAGCGUGACCUCGGCCUCCCCGUUGCCGUCGUCUACUUUAAUGCCCAGAAGGAGCCCGCCAACCGCCGCCGCUGAACCCCCUUCCAUCUCAUCCAUCGUCCCACGCAUUCUCGCAAUACUUCACUCUGGUCUUAUAGUCUUGGGUGCUCUCGAUCUCUUAGUUUGCGGAACUCUGUUCAAUAAAUACCAUAUGCUUUCACGGAAAGGAUAUGGUGAUGCUGUCUGUCAAAUAUAAAGCAGUGUGUUACAUAUAUUGAAUGAUAUUAUGGAUUACGGUUAUAGUUUUUGAUUGA
Molecule: messenger RNA, 849 nt
Organism: Elaeis guineensis (African oil palm)
Lineage: Eukaryota; Viridiplantae; Streptophyta; Magnoliopsida; Arecales; Arecaceae
Product: protein MOTHER of FT and TFL1 homolog 1
Source: RefSeq, a predicted model, not a curated record